Molecule: messenger RNA, 3251 nt
Organism: Puntigrus tetrazona (Sumatra barb)
Lineage: Eukaryota; Metazoa; Chordata; Actinopteri; Cypriniformes; Cyprinidae
Gene: sephs3
Product: selenophosphate synthetase 3
Exons: 8
Biological process (GO): L-selenocysteine biosynthetic process
Cellular component (GO): cytoplasm
Molecular function (GO): selenide, water dikinase activity; ATP binding
Source: RefSeq, a predicted model, not a curated record
AUGACCGAGCGUGCACAUAAAACACGCUCUCUUGAUUCAGUCAGCCAUUUAUCCCGUCAAACGACUCACCCUGUUCUUUCAUUUACCCGUGGCUCACCGCCUGAAUGAGGAGUAAAUAAAUUCACCCUGGCCAUGUCAGUGUCUGAGCCAGCGUCGGUGGACUGUGGCGGAGCGGGAGGGUACGGAGCCUUUUACCCGGCUGGAUACCAGGCGUUGAACCCGGAGGAGCACGGCCUAGACCGCGGCUUCCGACUCACGGCCUUCUCCGAUAUGAAGGGAUGAGGGUGUAAAGUCCCGCAGGAGACUCUGCUCAAACUCCUGCAGGGACUAGAGCCGGACCGGCCGCCCGGAGAGGACGGCGGCUCGGGGGCGGGUGUCGGAGACGAGACCGCUGAGUUCGGACUUGUUUCAGUAGCUCAGGGUCCUCGACUAGGUAUUGGCAUGGACUCAUGUGUGAUCCCUCUGAGGCAUGGAGGUCUUUCCCUGGUCCAAACCACUGAUUUCUUUUAUCCCUUAGUGGAGGAUCCUUACAUGAUGGGACGGAUAGCUUGUGCAAAUGUUCUGAGUGAUCUGUAUGCCAUGGGCAUCACAGAGUGUGACAACAUGCUAAUGCUUCUCAGCGUCAGUCAGAAGAUGAACGAGAAGGAGAGAGAUCAAGUGAUGCCUUUAAUGAUGAAGGGCUUCCGUGAUGCAGCAGAGGAGGCUGGGACUUCGGUAACCGGGGGACAAACAGUCAUCAAUCCCUGGAUCAUCGUUGGGGGUGUGGCUUCUGUGGUGUGCCAGCCCAAUGAUUUCAUCAUGCCUGACAGUGCUGUACCUGGGGAUGUGUUAGUUCUGACUAAACCUCUGGGAACUCAAGUAGCAGUGAAUGCCCAUCAGUGGCUAGAUAUACCUGAGAAGUGGAACAAGAUAAAGUUGGUGAUAUCCAGGGAGGAGGUGGAGCAAGCUUAUCAGGAGGCUAUGCUCAACAUGGCCACCCUCAAUCGCACUGCUGCUGCCUUAAUGCACAAAUUUAACGCACACGCUGCCACAGACAUCACAGGCUUCGGGAUCAUAGGUCACGCACGGAAUCUCGCCCAGCAGCAGAAAAAUGAUGUUGCCUUUGUCAUUCACAACCUUCCCAUUAUCUCCAAAAUGGCCGCAAUCAGCAAGGCUGGUGGCAACCUGUUUGGGCUUUUGCAUGGCACGUCUUCUGAAACAUCAGGUGGUCUGUUGAUCUGCUUGCCACGUGAGCAAGCUGCCCGCUUUUGUGCCGAGAUGAAAUCCAGUCGUAUGGGUUUGUCGGGAGCUGUGGGGCAGGACGGAGGGGCGGGUGAUGGGCAACAGGCUUGGAUCAUUGGCAUCGUGGAGAAGGGCAAUCGUUGCGCCCGCAUCAUUGAUAAACCUCGGAUCAUAGAGGUCCCGUACCGUGGCUCUGUGGUCAGCGCACAGGAGGGGAGCAACAAUAACGCCAGUCCUCCUGAGGUGCAGCUGACCUAGCGGCUCCACAGAGGCCCUCUCAGUGAGCUUGAUAAAUUUGUGUGUGUGUGUGUGGCCAUAACAGACAUGGGGUUUGUGUAAAGGACGGAGUAUGUGUGGUUAUUCCUGCUGUCCAUUUCCUCCCCCUGUUCAACCAAAGGGUUGAGAGCAACAGACCAAAAAUAUCUUGAUUUACCUGGUGGGAGAUGGAAUGGACAACAAGCGAACAAAUUUUCAUCUCAUUUCCCAAUUCAUUCUUUCAAACACACACAGCUCCAUUUUGUUUCUCUCUUUUUUUGUCAGUUGAGCUGUUUUUAUUGUUUUUCGGCUGUUCUUUAAAAGUAGUUCACCCAAACGACACCCAAGCUGAGCUAUGUUGCUGAAAACCUAUAUGCUGCUUAUAUAUUUGCAACUCAUCAUAGUGACUAUCAAAAAACAUCAUAAAAGUAGCUCUUCUCCACUAUAUUUCAAGUUUCUUCAAGACAGAAACAUCAAAAAUGUUCGUACUGUUUUAUUUUCAAGCACAAAAUAUCCAAACAUUCUUUAAAAUUACAGCUUGCUUCUGAAAAACAGACAGAAACUCUUACCUUCAUGCCACUUAAAUGUUGAAUGAGAUUUGUACUUUGGGGGGAUACUAAGUGUUUUCUCUAUCAGCAGACAAAAUUUGUUCAAAACUGUGAUGUAUCAACUAAGCUCCGGAUAAUCUAAUAAUUCUGGUUAUAAGGAAAAGUGCUUAACUUCUGUUUCGUGUUCCUCUGAAAAAAGAACAUGAGGGUUUGGAAUAACAUGAAGUGGAGUAAGUGCUAAAAUGUACAUUUUUGGGUGAACUAUUCCUUUAUCUAGAAAAUGUUUGACCAAAAACAUUUUUUUGUUUUUCUGAGCUUAAUUCUUUCUGCUUUAUGAUGUGAUGGCUUUGGGCCUCACACUAAAAUGAAAGCCGUGCUUACCAAGAAAACAUUCCAAUGAUCAAUCCUGAUCUAUCAAACGCUUUGGGUAGCAAUGAUCCUAAAAUGACAAUCAAAAGUGUUUUUUUUUAAGCCAUCUGACAGAUGCGUCAAAGCUGGGCACGCUGUCACACCAAUGUAUCCUGAGGCCUGAAUAAUCAUAAUCGUUUAUUUAAUUGUGAUAUUUAUUGGUACAAUCAAUAUUGAAUUUGUGUCAAAGAUUUAAAUGCAAUUAUCCAAAUUUCAAGUGUUGUUUUUUUAGGUGAUGCUGAUCUUGUACGCUCCACAUAAGUCUGAAUGUUCCACCUGUUUUAAUAGGACAUCUUUGUAACACUGACAUAUGCCUGGUAACAUCAGUUUAAUGUUCUCUCUUGUGGUUUGUUUUCCUGAAUAGAGUGACCUUACUCUGGUUAGAUUAGGUUAGACUGGUUCUUCAUUCAUUAGAAUACAUAAAAAGUGUCAUGGUUUUAGGGGCAGCAGUUAAUUCUGUAUGAUUGUGUGGAGAAAUAUGGAUGAUGUGCAUCGAAACUCUCUUUCUUCUCUCUCGUUCACUCUGUAGAGCAGAAGAUGAGGUAGUCUGGUUCUCUCCCUUGUAUUUGAGAAAGGGUUGAGCAGCUUUCUCUGGUCCAGUGGGUGAGCCCAGAAUGCCCGUUGUGCCAAUCUGAAUGGCUGGGACAGAACAGCAGUGUCCACAGUCCUCUUUAUGACGCCUCUCUCUCUAACCCAUCUCAUGGGACGGGCGAGGUUGAUGUUAGAUAGGAAGGGAUAGGCUGAUCUGCCAUGUUCAUUCACUUGCCACUGGUUUUGUCAUUGCAGUUUUCAUCCGUAAUAAACCUGUAAUUUCUCUAA